Aplosporella prunicola CBS 121167 is the source of this 1599-nucleotide messenger RNA. RefSeq lists its product as uncharacterized. Gene Ontology annotation, molecular function: protein binding. The transcript is spliced from 4 exons. Lineage: Eukaryota; Fungi; Ascomycota; Dothideomycetes; Botryosphaeriales; Aplosporellaceae. The coding region runs from base 1 to 1599 and encodes 532 amino acids. The record is from RefSeq and is a predicted model, not a curated record.
AUGGCGCAGAGCUGCGUAUCGCUGGCCACUUCCACUCAGUGUUCUGCCUUUAAUGCAUCCUCAAUAUCCACCGAUUCCACUCUGACCGGCUUGUUCCCAUUCCUUGCUGACGUAUCGGACACGGCAUCAUUCGACCAACACUUGGAGGAUUACGUCUCCGGCAGCUUUGUCCAACAGAGAUACGAAAACCUCUUGGGUUGCACAAACAUCAACCUCGAUAACACGACAGACGUCUAUGCAAGAUACACCACUAGCGUAUUGUGUAAUGCCAUUGUACAGAAUUCUAUAGACGCAUGUAAUCUGACGUCCGACGCGUCAAAGCCACUAUGCGCCGAUACUUGCGCCGACUAUGCGAUCAGUGAGCAAAAGAUUGUCGCCAGCUCCGAACUCUGUGGGGCCAACAGCUCUAAUAUUAACACGCAAAUCCGUGCCGACUUUACAAACUGCGCGCUUCCGGCCGACUCUUUAACUGGUUCUUGCAUCCACGGCAUUGUAAACGAGCCGGACAACUGCGGGUAUUCCUCGAAUCUUGUCGGACUCUGCAGCUACUGCGCCUCGAGCUCUCCUAACUCCACGGACUCUUGCUGCAUCAAUUCGGAAGUCGAUUCGCGGUGUGAAGAUGUCACUCUUCCAACGACGAGCACCAUGGCCCCGCUUUUCCCUAGUUCGACAUCAAGCAGCGGGUCUUCUGCUACUGGCGAUUCGAAAGACGGUGAGGCAGGUCAUGGCCUGUCGGCUGGUCAAAUUGCCGGAAUCGUCAUCGGAUCUAUCUUGGGCGCUGCGCUUCUCCUCAGCUUGAUUAUCUUCGCUUGUUUGCUUAUGCGCCGUAGGCGCAAUCAACAAGCCGAGAGCAUCUUCAAUCGCCCUUCGCCUUCCCGCGGCACUGCAGUUGCUCCAAUGUCUUACGCCGACGUUCCCCCUCCAAUGCCACCACCCACUGGUCGUGUGGCCCGUAUGUCUGCGCUUGAAGACACGUCGAGCUCUGACCAUUACGACGGCCCUGUUGGAGUAGGCACUUACCACCAUCAUGGCUCGGAUGGAUCCACAGAUAGCCCUCGGUCCAGAACCGGACGCAGCGCCGUCGUGGCUGCCGGUCGUCUGCCUAAACGUGAAGGAUCUUUGUCAAGCGCCUCCAGACUAGCCAUCGGUAAUGAUCCCUCAUCACCUGAGUCUACGAGCAACGAGGAACACUAUUCACCCGAUGGCGUGAACAGUGGGCAAUCAGAGCAACUGCCGUUCUUCAAGGAUUACUACUCUCAGGAUGAGAUCAAGCCGAACGACAUCGUAGCAACACUCUGGGCCUAUCAACCGCGCGCAAACGACGAGUUUGAGCUUGAGCGUGGUGACAUGAUCAAGGUGGUUGGUAUCUGGGACGAUGGUUGGGCGACGGGUGUAAAGCUUCAAGAGACGGCAGAUGAUUGGGACGAGAGCAGGAAGUGGCAAAGGGACAGCGGGAUGUCUAGCGGAAGCCGACACCCCAACGCAGCACUGAAUGGGGAGAUCAAGGCCUUCCCGCUUGUUUGCGUGUGCCUUCCCCAGCACUGGAGGAAGACCAUUGAGGGCGAUUCCCCCGACGCCGCCAUGCUUAACAGUCCUUGA